This is a messenger RNA of Cylindrotheca closterium, 1908 nucleotides long. The record is from the annotation of a GenBank genome assembly. Lineage: Eukaryota; Bacillariophyta; Bacillariophyceae; Bacillariales; Bacillariaceae.
AUGCCGCUGAAACGAACGAGAUUACUGCUGGGGAUUGCAACAUCGCUGCUGAUUUCAAAUUCGAAUGCAACUCGCCAUCACAAGCAACUUUAUGAAGUAGAAGAAUCAUCAUCAUCAUCAUCAUCAUCCAUAGAUGACAUUAGUCAAAAGUCGCUUCGGGCUAGAAGAGAGUCCUUUCGGAGACAAGAAGAAGCCAUUCAUGAACAAGACAUUGAGUCGCAAUCAAGGAGACUCCGAAGUGCAUCCAACCACCACCAGCAACAAAAUCAACGACGAACUCAAUCACUGAUUGAAAAUCUCAACGUGAGGACACACAAGAUUGGCGUCGAAACUUUCUACCAUGAAGAUCCAAAGCCAAAUAGACCACUACUUGAAACAACUGGGAUGCGGCUGAACAAGGUCGCAAAGGAACUCUUUUUAGAUGAGGACAUGCUCGGUGAAAUGUUAGAGGACGUAUAUAUCUCGCAGUUCAGUAUGAACACUGCAUUUCCAACACCGCAACCUGUUCCUGGAGGUACACCGUCACCCACGCGGCAACCGACUCCUCCACCGACUAGACCACCGUCACCAGGUGCUACGCCUCCACCGACACCAUUUCCGACUAGAUCACCGACACCAUUUCCGACUAGACCACCAACACCAUUUCCUACGCCUCCACCUACCCCUGGGCCAACUGCAGUCGGUGGAACUGCUUCUCCAACGAAACAGCCAACUCCACCCCCAACGCCGCCCCCAACGCAAUCUCCUACUCCCCAGCCGACUCCUCCACCAACACCAUUUCCUACGCCUCCACCUACAACUGCUCCGCCAACACAAGCGAGUGUCUGUAACGGCAUUACUGCAAGCCAGAGACGACAGCAACUGGAAGAGAUUUGCUUGGAUUUAUCCAACAUCGGCACCUUCACUUCGGGGACAGCACAAUCACAAGCUUUCGAAUGGUUGGUAAAUACUGACACAGCACAAGUUUGCCCUGACAACAUUUUGGAUAUUGAACAGCGGUAUACAUUGGCAACUCUUUACUUUGCUACUGGAGGUGACAACUGGAACGACUGUAGUCGGACAACAAACAGUCCAUGUCCGUCAGAUAGCACACGGUUCCUGAGUGCCGUGGAUGUUUGCUUCUGGUUCGGCAUCACCUGCUCGCAACAAGAAAUUACAGGUAUCUCUAUCGAUAACAACAAUCUCGUUGGACGAUUACCUAAUGAACUCAGUGUUCUUGGACAGUUGGUGGACAUUGAUUUCGAUGGAAACCGUUUCAUUUCUGGCAAUAUUCCAGCUUCCUUGGGAACUCUCGAUAACCUCGAGACCUUGGAUUUGGACAACAACAUUUUGACAGGAACAAUACCCAAUUCCAUCUUCGAUGCAUCACUGAUGAAGGCACUGGAUCUUGAUACCAACAACCUCAGUGGCACCAUUUCACCUAGAUUUGCUGAGUUGACAGAUCUUCAGAUCUUGUUUCUCGACCAGAACAAUCUAGUUGGAACGCUUCCUCCAGAAAUGGGAACCAUGAAUCAACUACGAUUCCUAACGUUGGACGACAACAAUCUCAGCGGAUCGUUACCUCAAGCAUGGAGUGGAAUGAGCGAGCUGAGGGUCUUUUUGAUCAAUAACAAUGAAAAUUUCAGCGGGACGAUACCCACCUUCCUUGGAAGUCUAGCGGGACUCCAGCUGAUCUCUUUCUUCAACACCGGGGUCAGUGGAACUGUCCCGACUGAAUUGGGGCAACUGACGAAUCUUCGAAACUUGUUUUUGCACUUGAGUGAUUUGACGGGGACCAUGCCCCAAGAAAUCUGUGACUUGGUGCGACAGGAUGAUAGCGAUACGUCCAAGAAUCUAAUUCAGCUGACUUCGGAUUGUGGGGGAAACAGUCCGAAAAUUAUUUGUGACUGUUGUACAGCCUGUUUCUAA